This is a messenger RNA of Uloborus diversus, 3343 nucleotides long. It is a transcript of the gene Nct, whose product is annotated as nicastrin-like. Gene Ontology annotation, cellular component: membrane. Lineage: Eukaryota; Metazoa; Arthropoda; Arachnida; Araneae; Uloboridae. The record is from RefSeq and is a predicted model, not a curated record. Gene Ontology annotation, biological process: Notch receptor processing; protein processing. The coding region runs from base 66 to 2153 and encodes 695 amino acids. The transcript has 15 exons.
GUCCGCGCAUCUGUUUCUGUUGUGUGUGUCAUGUUCAUAUGUUGUGUUAAAUUUCACUGUCAACAAUGAUAAAAUUCUGGGUUUAUCUAUUUUUCCUUAUUGUUAUUUCUAUUCAAGAUGUUGAGUCUGAUCGAACUAGUCUAAAAAUCUAUGAAAACAUUCAAAGUGACAUUUUCUGUUUCCGAAGACUGAAUGCUACUCAUCAAAUAGGAUGUGCAUCACAUAGAAGCGGAAAUGUUGGGGUACUUUUUGUUAUCGAAGGGCAAGAAGAAUUGAAUAAUAUUACUGAAAAUGAGCCAACUAUGCCCUUUGUUGUAGCAAUCCCUAUGGACUUAUUUAAUAUGAAAAAUAUGAAAUUACUCAGGCAGUCUAAAAACAUACGUGGUACUUUACUUUUCAAACCUAAAACCAUGAAGCCAUUGAAAUUUUUUUCCCCAGAUCAGUCCUGUCCCAAUCGAAAUUAUGGGUUCUACACUGAUAAAAUAAACCAGGAAUAUGCUGCUUGUAAGAAAAAGGAGUGGAAUAAAUUGCCCAAGAAUGAAGCUUUAGGAAUGAUGUUUGAAGACUGGGAAAUGCCAAUCUUUGUCAUUACUAAUGAAACCCAUAUUGAAAGCAUCAAAAAUUGCUAUUCCAAUUUCAAUAAUAAUACCAAUGAAUGGCCACUUUGUUCUGUUCAAAUGACAAGUGUAAUGCUUGCUGCCAAAGAUAGUGAUACAUGUAUGCGACGGAACAAGCUUAUUGCAAAUUUGAAUGAAGUGAAAAACUGUGAUCCACUUAGUGACAAGAAUAUCCUGUAUACCCUUUUCUCAACAAACAAAAGUGAAGUAGUAGAUGAUAAGUCAAUUGUUAUACUUAGUGCACGGUUGGAUUCGUUUUCUAUGUUUGAUAAACUAGCACCUGGUGCCCAUUCCACUGUUACUGGCUUGGUAACUUUACUUACUGUAGCAAAAAACAUGGUUAAUUUGAAAAAAAAGAUUGUGGAAAAACUUGGAUCUAAACCUGCUAAAAAUAUUCUCUUCAUCAUUUUUAAUGGUGAAGCCUUUGACUACAUUGGAUCAAGUCGAGUUGUUUAUGAUAUGAAGAAAAACGAUUUUCCUGUUAAGAUACUAAAAGGAAUUAGAGAGCAGCCAGCUUUGAUUAAACUAGAACAUAUUUCACAUUUCAUUGAACUGAGCCAAUUAGCACCUGUUGAAGAACCAAUACCUCUUCUUUAUGUUCAUACUGACCCUGUAUCUGUUCAACAAAAUAAUGUAUCUGAUGCAGUUAAGCAUUUGGUUGAUUUAUUUAAAUCUGAAUCCAAAAGAAGUGGUAGUGUUAAUGUUUCUGAAGCACCUCCUGAUAUUCCUUUGCCUCCUGCUUCAUUUCAAAGUUUUUUAAAACAUGACAAAUCGAUUCCUGGAAUUGUCAUUGCUGACCAUGUAAAUGAAUACAUCAACAGGUAUUAUAACAGUAUUUUUGAUAGUAAUGAGACAUUAGAUGCUUCCUCUUUAACUGAUAUUCUUUCUGAAAUUUCAUCUGCUGUAUCUGGAACUUUGUAUCAGCUUCUUACAAAUGAACAACUUGAUCAACCAGUUGAAACGGAUAAAACAUUAGUCUCUGGCCUAUUAGAUUGUUACUUGCAAAAUGCAUCUUGCCCAUUAUUCAGACAAAUUGCUGAUCCUUUAAUGACAGAGAGGUUAAGGGUGGAGCCUUAUCCCUUGUAUGUAAGUGUGGAUAGUGGGGGUCCAUCAAAAGCUAAUGCCAUAACUCUUUAUACUCGUUAUCUCUUGGCUUACUUGACGGGGACUGAAGUGCCAGACCUUGUGCGAGGGAACUGUACUGGAGAUGUUCAAAAUCAGAUCUAUCAAUUUGAUUGGAUGGCGGGAAAUGAAGAAAACGCAACUGGUGUAUGUAUCAAAUCUCGAGUGAUCUACACAAUAGCUCAAUCUCCUGCAUAUGUUUUGAAUGACUGGAAAUCAACUGAAUAUUCUACAUGGACUGAAAGCAUCUGGCUUGAAACUUCAGCCCGAAUAUUUGUGCAACCUGGCAAAGUACAAGAAGCUCUUACUCUGAUUGCUGGUCUGAUCAUAUUUGCCCUAUCGAUUGGUUCAGUUUAUUUUGUUAAUGAACGCUCAUCCAUCAUUUUUAACACUAAACCUCUUGUGGGUUGCUAGGAAUUUGCCACAAAUCACAUAGCUUUGGAUGAAUUUAAUGGGGAUAAUGAUUUGAGUUAUCCACCGCCAGCAGCCCUUUGAAACACAGCCUCAUUCUUGCAAUUGUACCUUUGUUCAACCCCCCCCCCCCCCCAACUAAACAGCUAAUAAUUUAAAUGUCUUCACCAGGUUUUUAAAAUGUUUUGUACUAAUGAAAUAUUCAUAAUCUUUUAUCAAAGCAAGUCCCCUCCCCCCAGUAUCCUACUGGUUUAACAAGAUUUUUAUUUAGUAGUAUGUAGAAAAUAAUGUACUCUUAAAACAUAAUAAAAAUUAACAUGAUUUUUUUUAAAGCUGAAAUUUUACCAACAAAAUCAUAAAAUCAUACGAACUCAUUCAUUGCUCAAUUAAAUGCAUCGAGAAACUAUUGCAGUGAAGUAGGGUUUGUUAUUUAUCAGUUCCCCCCUAUCUUAAAGCACUUGAACAUUUUGUAAGUGAAGUUCUUGCUGAAGAAACAAUGUAAGGGUGCAUGAUUUUUCAAAAUAAAACUAAAUGUUUGAAAAAUUAUGUAAAAUUAGUUAGCUACAAUAACACCGAUGCUUUUAUGCUUCCACAUUAAAAUAUCCAAAUAUUUAUGAUAACUAUGCAUCCUCAGUAAAUUUAUUCAGUUCAUAAAAAUACAUUUUAAAGAAGUGUAUUUUUUCAUAAUCAGCAAGUUGUUAGAAAUUGCUUUUAUUUUUUGUAGGGAACAUUUAAAUUCUAGUUUUAUAAUUUGUAAAUUUUUUAGUACUUCCCUGCUUUCACUUUGUACCAAUAUUUUCUAAAUUGUCAAUUGUUAUCUCCAAGUUGUACUAUAACAUUUUCAAAGUCUAAAAAUUUAUCUCUCAUGCUAAAUUUUUUGUACAAUAUAAGCAGAGGUACUUGCACACAUGCAGGUUAUUACACUGUGGCUGUAUUAUAUCAUUGUUUGGCCUUUUUGUUUGAAGAAUCUAGAUUCCUCAAGCUUAAAAAUGCUUCAGCAAUGGUACACAAGUUUUAUCUUCAUCCUAGGGCUUUGUGAUUUGUGGGGUGGACAAUAUUUGUAUAUUUGUGAUGUACUAUUUCUUUUAUUAAGUGCUAGGCACCAAAAAAGGCAUUAUGUUCGUUUUGUCACACUCAUUACUGUAAUAUUUAUUUAAUUCUUUUUCUAUUAAACUAUUCUGUUUCUGAUUGUC